AUGCCCUUUAGCUCCCUGUUUGACUCUCCCGCCCGACAAACGCAAAAAACAAAGACGCAAACUGCACCACCACCACGUGCUGUCCGCUCCCGCUCCAUCGGAAAGCGCAAGUCCAUCUUCCACGUCGGACACAGCUCCAGGACGCACUCGUACACAGGCCGCCCACUGACUGCGAAGGAGAGACUACACGUUGCGCGUCAGCGGCUCCGUAAAUUCGAGAAGAAGGUUAAGAAGGAGCAGAGGAGGACGUGGCGCGUGCUUGAUCCCAGACCCUGUUGCGCCGUUCCAGCCCCUGCGCAGGGCGCACGCCGAUCCAAUAGACCCAGGCCAAAGGACCCCCGAGAACCGGCUGAAAGGAGGAGAGCAAUUGAGAAGCGGAAAAGGCGCAAGGAAGAGCGCGCUAAAGCCAAGGCUAAGGCGAAGGCUAGGAGGAAGUUGAAGCAGGCUAAAUUCCGUGAGAUACUCAUCGAGCUCAAGAAGAAACUUGGCCUUUGCUAA
Molecule: messenger RNA, 498 nt
Organism: Exserohilum turcica Et28A
Lineage: Eukaryota; Fungi; Ascomycota; Dothideomycetes; Pleosporales; Pleosporaceae
Exons: 2
Coding region: 1-498 (165 amino acids)
Source: RefSeq, a predicted model, not a curated record